Messenger RNA from Planococcus citri (citrus mealybug), 3690 nucleotides. RefSeq lists its product as uncharacterized. Bases 575 to 3133 code for a protein of 852 amino acids. The transcript is spliced from 5 exons. NCBI's taxonomy places the organism in Eukaryota, Metazoa, Arthropoda, Insecta, Hemiptera, Pseudococcidae. The record is from RefSeq and is a predicted model, not a curated record.
UUUUUAGACUGGAAAAUUGAUUUUAUUUAAUUUUUUUUCGACAGGAAAAUCUAGAUAUGAUUUAAAUAACUUUUUGAGUAAAAAAUAGGUACAGAUUUUUAUAAUGGAGAUGAAAAAUAAUUUUAAUUAACUGCUCAAAUAUAUCUACCUACUUAUGCAAAAAACAAUUUUUUGCAUUUUUUAAAAUGGUAAUCCUGUACGUUUGUCCUAUUGCCUUACAAUAUUAUGUUUCGUGACAAAUUGAUAAACAAAUUGUUUAUCAAAGUGCAAUUCGAAUCUAUUAAAAAUUUUAAAAAGUUAAAUUUUCAAAUUCUUUGGUGCAAUUUUGAACCAGUGAUAUUCACAGUGCAUAGAUCUUGGAAUUCUGUUUCAUCUCAGAUAAAGGAUUUUCCUACAUCAAUCGCAAGUUUACAAUCUGGUAAUUAAAUCUCAGCUGCUCACAAGGUCAUUUAUUUGUACGAGUAAUCCUGCCAAAAUUCUUUCAACCACACGUGGAAAAUUUUACUUUAAUGGAAGGUUUUUACCAUAAGUAAAUGCGAUCGCUAAUAAUUUUCAUAUUACCUACAUCAUUAUAAUGGCAGAACGAAGAAAACGCUUGCCAUACAAAAGAUGGCUUAAAGAUUUUGAUGUAGAAAUACCCAGGACAACUACUAAUUCCCGAAAUAAGAGAAUACAUUUAGUUGAAAACGAAAUUGCUGAAGGUGGAAGGAAUGACAAUCCCUGUGAUAUUACAAUAAUAUAUGAAUCUGAACUAAAUGUCGUAGUUCCUGAAAAUCAAGAUCAAGUGCCUAUUGAAAGAGAAGGCAGAGAUGAUCCUCCAUCUUCAUUUCAACUGACUUCAGAUGUUGAAAUUCCAUCACCAGAUAUCACUUUAGAAUGUGCAGAUUCUGAUAAUGAAGCAGUAAAUGACCACAAUUGCACUGACAGCAAUUAUAAUCAAAUGUUUGCCGAGGGAUCUUCCAUCACCUUGAUUGUGGCAGAAUUAUUAAUAAUAAGUUUUGCAAUAAGGCACAAACUGACGGACACAGCUAUACAAGAUUUACUAGAAUUGAUCAAUAUUCUGAUACCACAUUCUGCACUGUCCAGAAGUCGGCACUUAUUUCUAAAGAAGUUUGAUAGCAAGGAAAAUGUUAAAAUGAUGAAAAAAUUCUACUGCUCAGUAUGCAAUACAUCAAUACCAGCAGAUUCAAAGAUUUGUGGAGAGUGCAACCACAAUUGUUCCAGUGAUUUUUUCUACUAUUUUCCGAUUGAAGAUGCUUUGACAGAAUUUGUGAAUAGUCCAGAUUAUCUAAUAAUGGUGAAUCGUCGUAAAUAUAGUGACGUAAAUGAUUCUUCAUACGUCAAGAAUAAUAAAAAUAUAGCAACCACUGAUAUCACAAUCCAGUUCAACACAGAUGGAGUUUCUCCACACCAUCAAUCAUCUGCAAGCCAAUCGCUAUGGCCUUUACAAGUUAUGAUUAAUAACUUACCACUGGCGUUGAAACGUAAAUACUUGCUGCUUUGUGGUCUAUGGUUUAGUGCAACAAAACCUCCUAUGAAUUUGUACUUGAAAUAUUUUGUUGAAGAGAUGUGUAAACUUCACAAAGAUGGAAUAUUGAGAAAAAAUGAUGGUAUAAUGGUCAGAGUACACGUCGUUGUGUGUGUUUGUGACUCGGUAGCGCGUCCUACACUUCAAAACAUAUCACAGUUCAAUGGUAAAUUUGGCUGUACAUAUUGCCUGCAAGAAGGCACCAUUGUUGAGAACACUCGUAUCUAUCCAAAAAUGUGCAUCGAACCGCUUCGAAACCUGCAGCAGCAUAUGAGAGAUGCGCAAAAAGCCAUUGAAGCUGAGAAACCUGUUAAUGGCGUCAAGGGUCCAUCUGUAUUACUGUUAUUACCAAAUUUUGAUGUUACGCAGUGCUGUUCUCCAGAUUAUAUGCAUUCCAUGUUACUUGGCGUUGUAAAGUUAUUUGUAGAAGAGUGGUUUGAAUCUUCAAACCAUACAGAAGCAUGGUACCUCGGAGGGAAAAAGACAAAUUUUGAUGAAAAAUUAAUGGCCAUUAGGCCGCCUUGUGAGAUCAGUAGACCUCCAAGGUCAGUUGUACAUAGAAAAAAAUGGAAGGCCAGCGAACUGAGAAAUUUUGUGCUAUAUUAUUCCUAUUAUUGCCUUGAUGGUUUAUGGCCAAAUUCUUAUCUAAGACACUGGUCGGCACUAAUUUGCAGUCUAAGUAUAUUUCUCUCUCCAACUAUUUCAGAACAUGACUGGAUUAAAGGCGCAGAGGCCUUAGUUUUCUUUGUAGAACAAAUUGGAAAAUUAUACAAUGAUAGCUUCUAUAAAUUCAAUGUGCAUUUAAUGUUGCACAUUCCAAACUGGGUGCAACAGUUUGGGGCACUGUGGUCAUCCUCAUGUUUUCCAUAUGAGCACUACAAUGGUGUACUGAAUAAAUUAUUUGUUAAUGGUACAGGUGUACAGCAGCAAAUCUGUAAACGUUAUUUUCGAUAUCAAAAAGUAAUGAAAACUGCAGAUGAGAUUUUCUUGGACGAGCACUUGAUUAAUACACCUCUGUAUUGUAAACAAUUCAUCACUCAUUUAUUACAUGAUGAUGACGAUGAAAAAUUUAAUUAUGAAGACGAAGUUUCAGAUUUUCUGAAAUUCUCUUCCAGAACCAUGGAUCAACAUCUCGAUGUAUUAACAAAGAGAAAAAUAAAAGCUGUUAUAAAUUCUCCUUUUGAAGUGGCUGACUCUGCAAUUGUUUAUCAAUUUUUUAAAGUAAAGGGCAUGCUUGUUCAUUCGUAUGACUACUGUGACUUGAAAAAAAGGAACAACAGUGUGGUAAAAUUAGAAGAUGGCUCCAUGGUAAUAGUUUGCAAAAUUUUCAAAGUCAAGUUACAUGAUGACAAUGGGGUUGAGGUAGAUGCCAAAGUUGUUAUUGAAGUGCUUCCAUUAAAUCCUCAACCAGUACAUUCUCAAGACAGACCACGUUUAAAUAAAUUCAUUCGACCGGUUAUCAAGAGGCUUAAAAACAAUCCUUCAUCACAGAGACGCAUUUUAUUGCCAAAAAUGUUGGAGAAGAAAUGUGUUUAUAUUACCAAUGAUGAUCAAGUUUCAUGUUAUGUACUUCCAUUAAUUAAUUAUUUAGAAAAUGGCUGGUAAUUAUAUUGUAGGCAGUAUACAAUAAUUUUAUUACUCAAGUGCUGAUGUAAAUUACAGAUUUUAAUCAUUAUAAAUAGAUUUCUUUGAAAUUAAUAAAAUGAAAAAAUAUUACUGGUGGGGGCCAUGGGCGAGGUCGAUUUGAAAAACUACGGCUAUAUUCGUGUUCAGCGAUACCGAAAACAUACUAUUUCAUGUGUCAUACGAUUGAAACCAAUUUUUUUUAGGUUACCCCCCUUUGGGAGGUGCUGGGGGCCGUGGAUGGGUCCAAUAAGAAAUCUGAAGUCGUAUUCGUAUUCAGCGUCACCAAAAACAUGCUAUUUGAUGUGUCACACGAAAAACCCUUAUUCUGAACUUUUACCCCAUUUGGGGUGGUGCUGGGGGCCAUGGAUGGGGUCCAAUCAAAAAUCUAACGUCAUAUUUGCGUUCAACGUUACCAAAAACAUGCAAUUCGAUAUAUCACAUGCCCAGGAUUUUUUUUGAAUGUUUCGCCCCAAACCGGGGGUAGGGGGUGCUCCCCCUCCAUCAAGAGAUCCCAUCUCGAAACUUGAAUAUUUCAA